AUGCAUGUCAUCUCAUGGCUGGCCGGACUCGGCCGCACCGAGUCGGUGGACGACUAUGCUGGAGUCCUGGUUUCUUUAGAAGAUGCCCAUCUUCACAGCCACUCGGCAAGGGUUGGACGGGUUGAGUUUGAAGCGCAGGACGACAACCCAGAGGAUGAUGAUGAUGAUGAUGAUGAUGAUGAUGAUGAUGACGAGGUGGAUUCGGCAAAGGACGACCAGGGAGAGGGCAUGUUGCUCAUGAAUGCUGCCGAGUACACCAUCGAGGGGCUGAGGGCGGAGAUGAGGCAGGGCAAGAGGGGGAAAUGGACAGACUACGAGAUCAAAUCGAAGCUCAUCAACAAGGCGAUCCAAGACAUUGGCAUGGGCCGGUACAACUGGCAGCUCUUUAUACUGUGUGGCUUCGGCUGGUUUGCUGACAAUCUAUGGUUACAGGGCGUCUCGCUGACCUUGCCAUCCUUAUCAGCCGAGUUUGACAUACCGGAAAAGACUGUGAGGUAUACAACAAGCUCCUGCUUUAUCGGCCUCUCCCUGGGUAGUUUUCUCUGGGGUAUUGGAUCCGACCUCGUCGGCCGCCGGAUUGCAUUCAACAUGACGCUCUUCAUCACGAGCAUCUUUGGCAUUCUGGCUGCGUACGGCCAAAGCUGGGGGGCCGUAUGCUUCCUCUACGGCGCAUUUGGCUUCGGCGUUGGAGGAAAUCUGCCAGUCGACGGCGCCUUGUUCCUCGAGUUUCUGCCGGAUGCCUCCAGCUCGCUGCUGACGCUCCUGUCCGUGUGGUGGCCCAUCGGACAGCUGGUGUCUUCGCUUGUCGCCUGGUUCUUCAUCGCCCAGUGGCCCGUCGACAUUGGCUGGCGAUACUUUAUCUUGACCAUUGGCAUCAUCACAUUUGCCAUGUUCUGCAUCCGCUUCUUCCUCUUCCGCAUGUUCGAGUCGCCCAAGUUCCUCCUUAAUCAAGGCCGCCAGCAUGAGGCGGUUGCUGUCGUUCACGGUAUCGCCUCUCGAAACGGCGCCAAGACGUGGCUCACUUCGGAGAUUCUCGAUCUGGUUGCGGCAGAGGAUCCAGAGCAGUCCAGUCGUGUUGCUCGUCGGUAUUCCGUGUCUUCGGCACCGCGGUCCAACAUCUUCAAGGAGAAGCUCAGAGCCCUCUCGGCCGACCGACUGCGGCCGCUAUUCCAGACCAAGACCCUGGCUGUCGCAACCUCUCUGGUGUGGUUCUGCUGGGCAACGAUAGGAAUGGGAUAUCCGCUCUUCAACGCCUUCCUACCCCAAUACCUUUCUCAUCACGACUCGGAUUCGGGCAGCGAGGCACUACAGUCCGAAACCUCGAAAAUAUCCGGCGUCACUUACCGCAACUAUGCCAUCACCUCCAUCAUGGGCGUCCCCGGCAGUCUCCUAGCCGCGUACCUCGUCGACCACCCAUCUCCCUUCCUCGGUCGUCGCGGAACGCUGGCCAGCUCCACGCUCGUCUCGGCAAUAUUCCUCUUCAUCUUCGCAGCGUACGGCACCACGCCCACCGCCCAGCUCAUCUUCUCCUGCAUCGAAGCGUUUGCCCAGAACAUCAUGUACGGCGUCUUGUAUGCUUUCACGCCGGAAAUCUUCCCUGCCCCCGUUAGAGGCGCGGGCACAGGUGUGGCGAGUUUCCUCAACCGACUGACGGGCUUGAUGGCGCCAAUUCUGGCGGCGAAUAUCCCUGGCGACGGCUCGACCACGCCGAUAUACAUGUCUGCCAUCUUGAUCUUGGCCGCGUUUGUGGCCAUGUGUCUCAUUCCAAUCGAGACUCGGGGUGCACAGCGGUUAUAG
Messenger RNA from Trichoderma reesei QM6a, 1797 nucleotides. RefSeq lists its product as uncharacterized. Bases 1 to 1797 code for a protein of 598 amino acids. NCBI's taxonomy places the organism in Eukaryota, Fungi, Ascomycota, Sordariomycetes, Hypocreales, Hypocreaceae. Gene Ontology annotation, molecular function: transmembrane transporter activity. The transcript has 4 exons. Gene Ontology annotation, biological process: transmembrane transport. The record is from RefSeq and is a predicted model, not a curated record.